This is a messenger RNA of Phycomyces blakesleeanus NRRL 1555(-), 1905 nucleotides long. RefSeq lists its product as hypothetical. Bases 163 to 1632 code for a protein of 489 amino acids. Gene Ontology annotation, molecular function: lysophospholipid acyltransferase activity; 1-acylglycerophosphocholine O-acyltransferase activity. The record is from RefSeq and is a predicted model, not a curated record. The transcript has 2 exons. Gene Ontology annotation, biological process: lipid modification; phosphatidylcholine biosynthetic process. Lineage: Eukaryota; Fungi; Mucoromycota; Mucoromycetes; Mucorales; Phycomycetaceae. Gene Ontology annotation, cellular component: membrane.
AAUUUCCUUCCCUCCCUCCCUCUCUCUCUUUCUUUUUUUUUCUUCUUAUUUAUUUUUCCUUUUUUAGAAUUGGACAUCCUUUCUGUUCAAGAAAAUAAAAAAAGGAAGAAAAAGGACUCGAGAUAACAUAGACAUAGGACAAAGAAGUAGACGUCAGCAAUCAUGUUCUUCAUAACAGAGGCAUUAUCCUGGGCCACUGGGGUGCCUGAACCCACAUUACGCCUCCUGACAACGUUGAUGCUGGCCUAUCCUGUCGCUAAUUUUUACAACAAGCUCUAUAUCCGACCUCUCCUGAAUAAUCAGCCUAUCAAGACAACCGAGAGUGACCGAAACAGCUUUAUCCUCUUGUCUGGUCUUGCUCUUGCCUUCUACUACAACGGCAGAGCAAUCUACCACUCGCUUGUCACCGUCGCCGUGUCUUAUGCUAUCUGCUAUCUCGGCGACCAUUUCCAGGACCGUCGACUUGCCACCGCUGGUGUCUGGGUGUUCAACACUGCCUAUCUGUUGCUUGGCUACUACUUCACCAGCUCAGACGACUAUGAUAUCUCCUGGACCAUGACCCAGUGCAUUCUCUGUCUGCGUCUGAUGGGCUUCAGUUUUGAUUUCCAAGACGGAGCCGAUGCCGAAGCACUUGCUGCUUCAGAAGCCCCAAAAACCGGAAACCCCUUGCCCUUGUCAUUUGCCAAUGACACGCCUCUGAAGGAGCUCCCAGAGUUUGCCCAGGUUCUUGCAUACACCUUCUUCCCUUCCGCAUUUUUGGUCGGUCCCCAAUUCUCGUUCUCGCUCUACAAGCGCUGGUUGAAGGCUCCUUAUGGUGGAAAGCCAGUUUCUGAGUGGGAGGAGACCCAGAAGGCUCAGCUGAUGUAUAUGUACCGCUGCGUGGGAUUGGCAAUCUUAUACCUUGCCGUCCAGCAAGUCAUUGGAUCCCAGUAUCCUACCUCAUACCUCUUGACAGACGAUUACGCGGCCUUACCCCUUUUCAAGCGUUUGUUUAUCUUCUGGAUGGCCGGUCGUUUCACAUUUAACAAGUACAUUGGUGUCUGGAUGUUGACUGAAGGUGCGUCUACUCUGUUUGGAAUUUCGUACGACGGUGAAGAUAAGGAUGGACAAGCACGUUUUGAUGGCCUGGCCAAUGCUCUUCCUAAUGUAUACGAAUUAACUACCACCAUCGACAAUGUGAUUGCAUCGUUCAAUAUCAAUACCAACCUGUGGGCAAAGUACUACGUGUUCAAGCGUCUUCGUUUCCUCGGUAACAAGAACAUCUCCCAGUUCGCAACCCUCGGCUUCUUGGCUAUCUGGCACGGCUUCCACAUCAUGUACUUUGUUACCUUUGCACUCGAGUUCCUCUACAUCCAAUGCGAACUCGUGCUCCGCCGCCGCAUUGUGCCCAGUGUCAAGCCUUUGACCAGCCGUAACGACAUCUACAAGGCCGUAUGGAAGGUCGUUGCCUGGUUGACCUGUACCUCAACCACCAGCUAUGCCGUAGUUGGAUUUGAUCUUCUCAAGGUAGGAAAGGCAUGGACUGCAUACAAGAACGUGUACUUUAUUGGACACCUUGCUAUCGUGAUCAUCCUCGGUGUAAAUGCUCUGUUGGGCAAGCCUUCUCGUCCAUUGAAGAAGAAGAUCAUGUAAAUUAUAGACCAAACCUAAAAACAAACAAACAAACAAAAGCAACAAAAUAUUGUCUUUACUAUUACUAUUAUUACUGUCACUGUUAAUAUUGUUUUAUUCAUUAUUACUACCAUCACAUUAUAAAUUUCCAUCUUUCCUCUUCCUCUUUCAUACUCUCCCACUCCAAACCACCCCUUACUCUCCCUUAUAUAUAUAUAUAUAUUUCUCUGUUUUUCAUAUAUAAAAUAAUUAUAUAAAUGAGUACAUCCGCCCGCAUGAAUGUUUCUCCCUUGC